GCCGCGGCACACGGAGUCCGGCGCUUGGGGCAAGCAGGGAUGCGGGGUCCGCGGAGUGCGGGAGGCAGGCGGGGAGAGAGGAGGAGAAGAGGACCGGAGGGCUGGGGUGGAAAGAGGCAGGAGCUGAGUGGGGAAACAAGGCUGGACGUAGCGCCUGAGGAGGAGAGGAGGCACUUCUGAGGAGGGCGAAAUGGAACGGGACGCAACACAAACACAAGAAUCCAUCCCUGGUGCUGGGCCGUCCUGGGGGAAUGGGAGGAGCGGGCUCCCUUCGGAGAACCAUAAACUCUGGAAUGAGGGUGUGAGCUGCUUCUCCUCGCUCCCCCAUCAUUCCAGAUGCAUGAUGACACCACAUCCCACCAUCUCGCUGGCUUUUUUUUUAACUUCCCCAAAUUGUAUUUUGAAGACAACCAAAAGCAGAACGUGUUCUGGGUGUGGCUGCAUGUGAUUUACCCAAUAGCCAGAGUCUGGGGGACUCGAAGGGGAAAGACAGAGCAGCUGCUGCAGGGAGUGGACACCGAGGGCUGCAUGAUGAAGACCUCUGGAGCCUGUAUACUGUUGUGUUUCUUAGCACUCUCCUUGUUCUCAGCUGACUGGUUUCCAUGGGUGGUCAAUGGGCAAGAACUGGAAAGUGCAACUGGUGAAGUUAGCACCGACUCUCUUAUCAGCACCCCUGCUGCAGCUGCCACACCACCUGUGCUUCUUAGUCCUGUUCAGUCUGACAGUGAAACUACAACAGCUUCGUCAGAUUGUCGUGAGGAGAAGUUCCCUUGCACACGCCUGUACUCUGUCCACAAGCCAGUAAAGCAGUGUAUCAGUUACCUCUGUGUUACAAGUGUGCGUCGCAUGUACAUAAUAAACAAGGAGGUGUGCUCUCGCAUUGUCUGCAAGGAGAACGAGGUCAUGCAAGAUGAGAUCUGUCGCCAGCUGGCUGGCCUUCCUUCUCGACGUCUCCGCCGAUCUGGGCAACCCCUGCACCUCCCUUGCAGACAGCUUCUGGAGCAGCAGCGCAGAAGGCCUGAUGCUCUGUGAGCUACCAACAGUAGGAGAGAAGAGAAAUCAUCAUCCACUACCUACAACCCAAGACAAGUCCUUGUUUGUGAUUUCUCCACCGUUUCCUUGCUUCCCUGCCUUCCUCCACAUCCUCUUCUUCAGGUGCUGUAGUAUACAAAGUCCCCUCUCUGCUAGUCUGUCUCAGUGGCUGCUGCCAUCUUCUGAAUCUGUUGCCAAAGAGGUGGGAUGCUCCCCUCUUUUCUCUCAAACUGGUCGGCUUGCCAUGAACUGCUCAUUUCCCAGAGGUCCUUAUAAAUGUGCUGCAUCUUCUCUUGCUCUGCCCCUGCAGAGAGACAGCCAUGGGGACAAGAUAUUGUCCUCUCCAAUAGUACAGAUGCCCUAAGCUGCAUUUCAUGUGGAGGAGUGCAGACCUUUAUGCCUUACGACUCCUGGUCUAGGUUUCCUGUAUGACAUCAGUAUGAGUUUGGUUAUGGCUAGUCAGCCUGAGCCUCUCUGCCAUAUGAUGGCACAGCCUCCUCCUGUGUCUGCUGGCCUCAGAGAAGUGACAUCACUGGGAUAUGAACUGCCCUCAACCCAAGGCCAACCUUGUCCCUGUAUGGCAUUUAUAACUACCUCUGGGAAGGUCUUUGUCUCAAGCCCAUUGCCUCCCUCACACACAAUUGCUACCAAAAGGAAAAAUCCUGGAUUUCGUAUGGCAUUGUGUUUUUCUCAAGAAGAUUGUUGGAACAGAGUGCUGUCUCUUACUCUCCUCUCCCCUGUUCUGUCCCUUCCUUCCCAUUGAAGAAAUCUCUUGAUGCCCAUUGCAGGCAAGUUCCAGGGAGCAGUAAGUAUAGCUGCCACUGCUCCUAAGCCCAAGACCCUGUCUGUCUUUGCAGUACUGAGAACUUGCAGUGAAUUAA
Molecule: messenger RNA, 1913 nt
Organism: Pezoporus occidentalis (night parrot)
Lineage: Eukaryota; Metazoa; Chordata; Aves; Psittaciformes; Psittacidae
Gene: MFAP5
Product: microfibril associated protein 5
Biological process (GO): embryonic eye morphogenesis
Cellular component (GO): microfibril
Source: RefSeq, a predicted model, not a curated record